AUGUUUACAGUAACCAAAGAUUUUAUGAACAAAGAAGCGCCGCCAAACUAUGUGGCAGGACUUGGUAGAGGUGCUACUGGGUUUACCACUAGAUCUGAUAUAGGUCCUGCAAGAGAGGGACCCGCUGACUUUAGUGAUGUAUUACAAAAGAAAGCACAACAGGAUGAUGAUGACGACGAUGAGCGUUUUCAGGAUCCCGAUAAUGAAACUGGGCUUUUUGCGUCGGCGCCGUACGAAGAAGAUGAUGAAGAAGCCGAUAAAAUAUAUGAGGCCAUUGAUCAAAAAAUGGACGAACGAAGGAAGGCACGGAGGGAAGCACGCGAGAAGGAAGAAUUAGAAAAAUAUCGUGCUGAAAGGCCGAAAAUACAACAGCAAUUCGCUGAUUUAAAGAGAGGACUGGCUGUUGUUACUGAUUCUGAAUGGGCUAAUCUUCCCGAUGUUGGUGAUCUUGUCGGUAAAAAUCGCAAGAAAACGAAUUUACGUGAAAGAUAUUAUGCUGUUCCAGAUUCAUUACUAGAGAAGGCAAGAGAAGAAAAUCAAUAUGUCACAUCUCUUGAUGCACAGCAGCAGAAAUAUGGUGGUUUUCAAACUCCAGCUCCAGAUUCAGGAAUGAUGACAAAUUUCAUUGAAAUUGGUCAAGCAAGAGAUAAAGUGCUAAGUUUGAAACUGGAUCAAAUCUCCGAUUCUGUGAGCGGACAAACAACAGUUGAUCCGAAAGGCUAUCUAACGGAUUUAAAUAGCGUGGUCAUCAAGAGCGACGCAGAAAUUGGAGAUAUCAAAAAGGCGCGAUUAUUAUUAAAUUCCGUUAUAUCGACAAAUCCGAAACAUGCCCCCGGUUGGAUUGCGGCAGCUCGUCUGGAAGAAGUUGCUGGCAAAAUGGCACAGGCUCGUUCUAUAAUUGCCAAAGGCUGUGAAGAAUGUCCGAAAAGUGAAGAUGUUUGGCUUGAAGCAGCUCGUCUUAAUAAUGCGGAUACAGCGAGAACUAUAUUGGCUAAUGCUGUCCGUCAUUUGCCACAGUCUGUAAAAAUUUGGCUUCAGGCUGUAAAAUUGGAGACGGAUACCAAAGGUCAAAAACGCGUUCUCAGAAGAGCACUUGAAUUUGUACCUAAUUCCGUUAAACUAUGGAAAGCUGCCGUAAAUAUGGAAGAAAAUCCGGCAGAUGCGCGUAUUUUACUUACACGAGCUACUCAACUGGUGCCUCUUUCUGUAGAAUUAUGGCUUGCUCUUGCCCGGCUUGAAAGCUACGAAAAUGCUAAAAAAGUACUAAAUAAAGCACGAAGUGAAAUACCUACAUCACAUGAAAUUUGGAUAGCAGCUGCUAGACUUGAAGAACAAGAAGGAAACGAGAGAAUGACCGACAAGAUUAUCGUUCGUGCUGUAAGUGUACUCUCUGAAAAAGGCAGCGUUCUAGGCCGUGAUCAAUGGCUUCAGGAAGCUGAAAAAUGUGAAAGUGAAGGUAGCAUUGGCACUUGCCAGGCUAUAGUACGAAAUACAAUUGGUAUGAGCGUCGAAGAUCAAGAUCGAAAAGCUACUUGGAUGGAGGAUGCAGAAAGUUGCGUCUCUCACGGUUCAAUAGAAACUGCGAGAGCUAUUUAUGCUCAUGCUCUCAGAGUAUUUCCUGGCAAAAAAUCAAUAUGGCGGAGAGCAGCAUUUUUGGAAAAGUCUUAUGGCACAAGGGAAUCAUUGGAAGAACUAUUACAGCGUGCUGUUAGAUUUUGCCCACAAGCAGAAGUCCUUUGGCUCAUGGGCGCGAAAGAAAAAUGGUUAGCGGGUGAUGUUGAUGGUGCUCGUGCUAUUCUGACAGAAGCUUUCCGAGCUAAUCCGAAUAGUGAACAAAUUUGGCUGGCUGCUGUUAAAUUAGAAGCCGAGAAUGGCGAAUACGAAAGAGCAAGGAUGUUGCUGCAGAGAGCGAGAGAACAAGCGGGCACCGAAAAAGUUUGGAUGAAAUCGGUCGUACUAGAGCGACAACUCCACAAGACUACGGAAGCAUUAGCAAUGAUCGAAGAAGCUUUGACCAAGUAUCCGACAUUUGAUAAACUAUGGAUGAUAAAAGGGCAAAUUGAAGAAGAUAGAGGCGAUAUUCCUGCCGCCAGAUUAACUUACAGCAAUGCACUCAAAAGCUGCUCUAAAUCCAUAAAUUUAUGGAUUUUGGCUUCGCGAUUGGAAGAGAAAGCAGGCUUAAUAAUUAAAGCAAGGUGUGAAGCGAUAAGAGUAGAACUCCGAGGCAAUAAUAUCAAUAUGGCAAAAAAUUUAUUAGCAAAAGCCUUGCAACAUUGUCCACAUUCGGGUCUUCUUUGGUCGGAAUCCAUCUUCAUGGAACCUCGACCACAGCGAAAAAGCAAAUCUGUUGAUGCAUUAAAGCAAUGCGAUAAUGAUCCAAUGGUCAUUGCAACGGUUGCACGCUUAUUUUGGUUUGAAGGGAAAGUUGAGAAAGCGAGAACGUGGUUUGAAAAAGCUAUUAAAGUGAAUCCUGAUUGGGGUGAUUCUUGGGCUUGGUUUUACAAAUUUGAAUUGCAACAUGGCACAGAGCAACAUCAGCAAGAUGUUAUAUCACGGUGCGUUGCAUCGGAACCUCAUCAUGGUGAAAAAUGGCAAGUAGUUGCCAAAGAUAUUAAUAAUGUUGGAAAAAAUAUUGAAGAAAUCUUAAAAAUGGUUGCGAAUACUCUAUAA
Molecule: messenger RNA, 2670 nt
Organism: Ambispora gerdemannii
Lineage: Eukaryota; Fungi; Glomeromycota; Glomeromycetes; Archaeosporales; Ambisporaceae
Source: the annotation of a GenBank genome assembly